Molecule: messenger RNA, 671 nt
Organism: Drosophila sechellia
Lineage: Eukaryota; Metazoa; Arthropoda; Insecta; Diptera; Drosophilidae
Product: rhodanese domain-containing protein CG4456
Exons: 1
Coding region: 94-555 (153 amino acids)
Source: RefSeq, a predicted model, not a curated record
GCUGACAGCCGGCAUUCAUUUGUUGUUCUCUGUGAUUUUACGUAAUAUUGGUAUUUAUUCUGAAUAUAAUUGUUUAUAGAGCACAUUAAAACGAUGAUGCGACGCUGUAUGAUGGCCUUGAGGGUCGCUAGAUCCCAGAUCGCGCUCAGCACUGCCAGGAAUACUCAGAGCAAUCUUCUCCAGCGGUUCUACAGCCAGGCUCCUCAAAUUGGAAUCGUGGACUACGACGUGGUCAAGAAACUGCCCAGCGAACCACAGAAACUGCUCAUCGAUGUCCGGGAGCCGGAGGAGCUGAAGGAAACCGGACAAAUCCCCGCCAGCAUCAACAUUCCUCUGGGCGUGGUUAGUCAGGAAUUGGCGGCCAGUGAGCAGCUUUUUAAAUCCAAAUAUGGCCGGGAAAAACCGAAGCCAGAAACGGAGAUUAUAUUUCACUGCAAGAUUGGCAAAAGGAGCCUUAAGGCUGCAGAAGCUGCCGCCGCAUUGGGAUUCAAGAAUGUAAAGAACUACCAGGGAUCUUGGCUGGAUUGGGCCGAACGAGAAGGCCUGCCCAAGUAAAUAACAUUGCUAUCCUGGUUAAUCCAUUAUUUUGGAACAAUAAUUCCAGUUCCCCCAAACAACCCGAUUACUCAUUUUUAAAAAUAAACAAAUUUUAUGUGCUUUGGCAAGUCAUA